Lactuca virosa is the source of this 2671-nucleotide messenger RNA. Lineage: Eukaryota; Viridiplantae; Streptophyta; Magnoliopsida; Asterales; Asteraceae. The record is from the annotation of a GenBank genome assembly.
AGAUUUACUAUGCAUAUUAUAAAUACUAAUAAUUUGGUUUUUUUAUAGAGGCAUUAUGUACUAGAUCCUAACAUUGGAGCAGAGUGAGGAAAGCCGGUGAAAUCAACUUACAUUUUCGAUAACCGGUGGAGGAGUUUCAUAGCUUACUUAGAUCAGGGGUGGACGUAGGAAUACAUACUAGAGAGGUUAAGCAGUAGGUGAAGCGUCAUCACAACAUAACUCAUAAUGGUUGUUCUUUCUGAACUUCGAGAAGGAUCUUCACCUUCUUCAUCAACUCAUGGCCAUAGUAUAUCAACUUGUGGUCCUAGAUCAUCAACUCAGGAUCAUAGAUAUGAUGUAUUUUUAAGUUUUAGAGGUGUUGACACUCGUCUUAGUUUUACUAAUUAUCUUUAUGAGGCCCUUAUAGAUGCCAAUAUCAAUACCUUCUUGGAUGAUGAAGAGGUUGAAACAGGGGAAGAUUUGAAACCGGAACUCGAGAGUGCAAUUAAGGCAUCUCGGGCUUCUAUUAUUGUGCUGUCCAAGAACUACGCUUCUUCAACAUGGUGUCUGGAUGAAUUGGUGCUUAUCCUUGAGCAGCGUAUGACAUCCAACCAUAUUGUCAUCCCAAUCUUUUAUCAUGUGGAGCCCACCCAUGUAAGGAAGCUACAAAGUAGUUUUAGAGAUGCAAUGUCUAAGCAUAAACAGAAAAUGGAUGAAGAGACAGAUGAAAAUAAAAGAAGUCAAUGGGCUCAAAAGAUUGACCGAUGGACUAAAGCACUUAUCAAAGUUGCUAAUUUAAAAGGAAAUGACAUAAAUGGCAGGUUUGAGACAGAGUUUAUUGAAGAAAUUGUGAAGAACAUCUACCGUAGAUUACAUUUACCUUUAGGGAGUAUUCGGCCACUACUUAUUGGGAUGGACGAUUCCAUUAACUUCAUCACCUCAUGGUUGAAAGAUGGAUCCUCACAUACGGCAGAUAUACUCACUAUUUCGGGUAUAGGCGGGAUCGGGAAGACAUCUUUAGCCAAACAUGUGUAUGGGCUAUAUUCUCGUGAGUUUCAAACAAGCAGCUUUAUUGAAGAUAUUACAAGAAAAUGUGAUGGAAAAUUUAAUGGGUUGCUUGAUUUACAAAAACAACUCUGCUAUGAAAUUUCAAAACCAAGUUCAAUUCACGUUUAUGAUGUUUCAGUGAACACCUCAAAGAUAGAGAAUGCACUAGCCCGUAAAAAGGUGUUUCUAGUUCUUGAUGAUAUCAGUACUCUUGUUCAGUUAGAUGCAUUACUUGGAAGCAAAGGUUUUCAUCCCGGAACCAAAGUUAUAAUUACAACAAAGGACAGAUGGUUGACAGAGAGCUGUGUACUAUUCAAAACAAACAUUAAACCAAAGCAUGCAAAACACUUCCUUGAAGGUUUAAAUUGGACAGAGUCAAGGAAACUUUUUUGUUUUCAUGCAUUCAUGUGCAACCAUCCCAAGGCAGGUUUUGAAGAGGUGUUGGAUAAGCUUGUGAAGUAUUGUCAAGGACUACCAUUGGCUCUUGAAGUUUUGGGCAAGUCUCUGCAUAAUCGAGAUGUGGGGUACUGGGAAGGUUGCAUGGAAGGGCUAAAGAAAGAAGUUAGUUCCCCUGUAAAUAAUGUCUUGAGGAUGAGCUUUGACUCUUUGCUAUCCAAAAACGAUAAAGAAUUGUUUAAGCAUAUUGCUUGUUUUUUUGUUGGAACAGAUAGAUAUGUUAGUGAAACAAUAUUAGAGGCAUGUGAUAUAAACACAAGAACCGGAAUUACGAAUCUCAUUGACAGAUGUCUUCUUAGUAUUGGACGGAAUAAUGAAUUGAAGAUGCAUCAGUUGGUUCAAGAGAUGGGUAGAUUCGUUGUAGGUCAAGAGUCACCUGACAAGCCAUGGAAGCGAAGUCGUGUAUGGUAUCAUAAGGAGUCAUUCAGAGUGUUAAAACAAAAAAAGGGUAAGGGAAAUCUUCUAGGCCUUGCCCUUGACAUGCGAAUGCUUGAGAAAGAGAAGUUGGGAACAUCAUUUGAGCUGAAAACAGAUGCAUUGAUCAGUCGAAAUCUGACAUCCAGAUGAUUUAUGAAUUUGGAAUAUUCAGCACAAGGUAUAAGGCGGAGGAGAUGCCAAGUUGGUUUAGGCAUAGAAGUGAGGGGCCAUCAAUAUCAUUUACCAUCCCAUCAUCAUCUCCAAACAACAUUAGAGGACUCAACUUCUGUUCUCUGCAGAGGUUGCGAGGUUUUGAUGAGAUAUAUCCCUUUGCUGGUCAUUUCCCUACGACGCCAAUGAUGACAGUUAGUAAUGUAACAAAGAACCGCACAUGGAUAUAUGAACGUCACAGGGACAGAUUUAAUGUAGGUGGAAAGUGUUGUUGGGUGAUGUUAAGUCAUUGGAUGUUUGGGAUGAAUGAGAUGGAUGCUGGUGACCACAUUAUUAUUACUGUUACAGAGCGGCGUUAUGUACUUGUAAAGGAGUGUGGGGUGAGUCUUGUGUAUGAUGAAGGAGAGAAGAAGGAUGAAGAAGAAGAUGUGUUGGGUUAUUACAAGUCAUGGAAUCACAUAAUUGGUGGAGAUCUCUCUCCUUUUCAAACAACAACCGGACAAUACAUCUUAGAAAAAGGGCGGUUUUCUUCACAUGGCAUUAUAUUGUAUCCCUAUCAUCGUAAAUUCAUUACGGAUGGCCCCGACUAUCAAGGUAGAUG